GACAGUCUCAGAAACUUCAGUCUCUCACAGAGCACCACUACCCACAGAGCUCCAUCAUGAAGUUUGUGGCUCUUGCACUGACCAUCCUGUUCGCGGCAGGUUCCCAGGCACGGGUCCUGUCUGAUGCUCCUCCCUCUCAGCUGGACCAUGUGAGGGCUGCUGUUGGGGUGUACCUGGCACAGGUGAAAGAAACAGCAGAGAAGGCCCUUGGGCAUCUGGAUGACACAGAGUACAAACAGUACAAACGCACCCUCUCCCAGAGCCUCGACAGGCUCGAGGGGUACAUCAAGUCCACCUCUCAGACCCUGGCCCCCUACACCGAUGCCUUCAGCGCCCAGUUCAUGGAGAUGACCAAGCAGCUGCGCGAGAAUGUGAUGAGCGAUGUGGACAUGCUGAAGAAACAGCUAGCUCCCAAAACCGAGGAGCUGAAGCAGGUGAUACAGAAACACCUGGAGGAGUACCGCGAGAAGCUGGAGCCCUCACUGCAGGAGUACUUGGACAAGCACAAGCAGGAGGCCGCGGCCUUGAAGGAAAAGAUGCAGCCCGUUUUGGAAGAGCUCAAAACCAAGUUCCAGACGAACGUGGAGGAGACCAAAUCCAAGCUGAUACCCAUCCUGGACGCGGUCCGUAGCAAGCUGACCGAGCGCCUGGAGGAGUUGAAGACAAUGGCCACCCCCUACGUCGAUGAGUACAAGGAGCAUCUGAUCAAGGCCUUGGAAGAAUUGAAGAACGCCACUCCCAAGCUGGAAGAACUCCAGGGCAAAGCAGGCGCCCACGCUGAGGAUCUGAAGGCCAAGUUGAUGGCCCUCUGGGAGGCCAUCAGCAAGGGAUCACAGGCCUAGACGCACACUUGUUCCCACAUUUACCCACAUGCACAUAAGCUCACAGACACAUACACACGCACACACAGAUACACAAUGACCAUGUCAAUGGAUGUGCCUUUGCCCCUAUGCCAACGGGGCUCAUGCCAAUGUGCCAAAGCAAUAAGACUCUUCCUCCUUUUUUUGCAAGCACAUACACACAGACACAUACAGACACAAACACACACACACACGCAUACACACUGCAACCAGCUUCCUAUGUGCCUGC
Messenger RNA from Megalops cyprinoides (Indo-Pacific tarpon), 1089 nucleotides. RefSeq names its product apolipoprotein A-I-1-like. NCBI's taxonomy places the organism in Eukaryota, Metazoa, Chordata, Actinopteri, Elopiformes, Megalopidae. Gene Ontology annotation, biological process: lipoprotein metabolic process; lipid transport. The record is from RefSeq and is a predicted model, not a curated record. Gene Ontology annotation, molecular function: lipid binding. The coding region runs from base 57 to 842 and encodes 261 amino acids. Gene Ontology annotation, cellular component: extracellular region. The transcript is spliced from 4 exons.